This is a messenger RNA of Prunus avium (sweet cherry), 1481 nucleotides long. NCBI's taxonomy places the organism in Eukaryota, Viridiplantae, Streptophyta, Magnoliopsida, Rosales, Rosaceae. The record is from RefSeq and is a predicted model, not a curated record.
AAUUGUUAAAGUUUAUGUUUUCCUCUUCUUUUUUUAGUGGUUCAGUUCAGUUGAUAACAAGUAGAUAAACCCAGUUGAUGAUUUUGCCUGGCUCGGGCGUAGCUAGCUCUUAUUUAACUUUUGUGGCUGCUAUUUUUUUCAAUCUCCAAGACUCCACCGAGUUUUGUUCUUGAUAUUGUCAGUUACUCAUCAUGAUUCUUCCCUGUCAGAAGUCAGAACCUCAUUCCACUUGUUUUUGUCUACAAACCACAAUCCAUCCAUAAAGUUUCUUACUUUCUCUUCUUCUUGGGCACCACAGCAGGUCCAGGAGCAGCAGCCAUCUUGAUUCUUGUGACGAUAAUGGUGCUGAAGGUGGACCUUCAGUGUCACAAAUGCUAUAAGAAGGUCAAAAAAGUUCUCUGCAAAUUCCCUCAAAUACGAGACCAGAUAUACGACGAGAAGCAAAACCAGGUGGUCAUCAAAGUGGUAUGCUGCAGUCCAGAGAAGAUAAGGGACAGGAUAUGCUGCAAAGGUGGGGGAGCCAUCAAGAGCAUUGAGAUCAAAGAGCCUCCCAAACCGCCGCCGCCAGAGAAACCCAAACCACCGCCGCCAGAGCAACCUAAACCACCGCCGCCGCCGCCGCCAGAGAAACCCAAACCACCACCGCCGCCAGAGCAACCCAAACCACCGCCGCCGCCGCCAGAGAAACCCAAACCACCACCGCCGCCAGAGCAACCCAAACCACCGCCGCCGCCGCCAGAGAAACCCAAACCACCACCGCCGCCAGAGCAACCCAAACCACCGCCGCCGCCGCCAGAGAAACCCAAACCACCACCGCCGCCAGAGCAACCCAAACCACCGCCGCCGCCGCCAGAGAAACCCAAACCACCACCGCCGCCAGAGCAACCCAAACCACCGCCGCCGCCGCCAGAGAAACCCAAACCACCACCGCCGCCAGAGCAACCCAAACCACCGCCGCCGCCGCCAGAGAAACCCAAACCACCACCGCCGCCAGAGCAACCCAAACCACCGCCGCCGCCGCCAGAGAAACCCAAACCACCACCGCCGCCAGAGCAACCCAAACCACCGCCGCCGCCGCCAGAGAAACCCAAACCACCACCGCCGCCAGAGCAACCCAAACCACCGCCGCCGCCGCCAGAGAAACCCAAACCACCACCGCCGCCAGAGCAACCCAAACCACCGCCUGUUCCUGUAUGUUACCCACCGCCUUACCCAGUAAACGCGUGCUGUAUGGAUUGUUACCAUGGGCAUCCUGGUGGGCCAUGCCAGACUGGCUAUGGCGGAGUAGGCCCAUACAUCCAGUAUGAUGGUUACUAUGGAAGGCCUGUGUACGACAGUUAUGGUGGUGGCAGGAGCUACAAUACUAACUAUUGUGUUGCCCGCUCUGACUGUUUCAGUGAAGAAAAUCCCCAAGGCUGCACAGUCAUGUGACUGGGAAUAUGGUGCACUGCGGAAUAUUGUUGAGGUCAAGUUCAUUUGGG